This is a messenger RNA of Austrofundulus limnaeus, 7534 nucleotides long. Its product is annotated as serine/threonine-protein phosphatase 2A regulatory subunit B'' subunit alpha. Gene Ontology annotation, cellular component: protein phosphatase type 2A complex. Lineage: Eukaryota; Metazoa; Chordata; Actinopteri; Cyprinodontiformes; Rivulidae. Gene Ontology annotation, biological process: protein dephosphorylation. The record is from RefSeq and is a predicted model, not a curated record. Gene Ontology annotation, molecular function: protein phosphatase regulator activity; calcium ion binding.
CACACACACACUCUCUCUCUCUCUUUCACACACACACCUUCCGGAGCCGCUGCGUGUUGAAGCAGACCUCAGUCUGCUCCCUUUGCGGCUCCCCGGCAGCUGUGUAAUCCCGCAGUCCGCCUGGAUCCGGGUCGUGACAAGAGUUUUUGGACYACAAGGAGGGACCAGAGGAAGGGUGUCUCCCACCACUUCAUUGACUUCUGGAGAUACUCUCACCAGGUCCAUUCAUAAAGGAAAAGUGGCGUCCUUCUGUCACAUUCACCCCUGACAGCCUGAGACUGAAGGGGUGAAAGAGAGUACGACAGCAAAGGGAUCUCAGGGCGCACACUUGUAAAGAAAAGGAGGUGGUCUGGGGUCAGUCCCCUGCUAUUCUGCAGCUGCGCUAGAGUCAGCAAGCUUUGCAAGGAGAGAAGUUUUUCUUUCUGCAUCUCGUGACCCAGUGGAUGAAUCAAGGCCAGAGCAAUGUAAAGCCUUCACUGGCCUCAGAUUGGGCCCCUGGGGCUGGUCUUUGGAGGUAUUUGUGAUAACCCUGCUGAAUCUUUUGCUGUCACUAUCCUCCACAGUUGUCAUUAGUAGCUAAUGAGCUGCUGCCUGAGGGGAAAGAGAGAAUGUGCCCGUGGAGAGCGGCAGGACCGUACAGCUGUUAUUAAGAGGCCCAUCAAUCUCUAACAAGAAAUUCUUCGCCUUUUCAAAAGACUCAAACCCUUUGAAACCAUGAGCUUUGAACAUUUGAAAAGAUUGCAGCUCUGAAAGUUAUUUUUUGCCUUUUUUUCUCCAAGUUCCUAAAUAUGAAUAUAUUAUUUUUGUGUCAGCAUUGUCUGUUUAAAAAUGUCACCCUUCUAAUUCCCUGAAUAAAACCGAUCACUAUGGCAGCAGCCUAUCGUGUAGUUGUGAGCAGCGUCAGCUGCUACAACAGUGUGGUGGUGGACCGACGCAGUCACUCCCAAGCUGUGCACUACUGCUCUGGACCAUGUGGGGCGCUGUCCCAAGGCUUGGACUGCACAGUUGCGCACCGUGGAACUUGCUCUGAGCUUCUUGUUGUCCCUGAAUCUGUCUACAAUGACUAUAACAACUCGCCCGUACACUCCCGUAACAUGAUCACUCAACAACACCCGAACCAUGGUAAACUUUGUGUUGCCAUGGAUAACAUUCAUAAUGGUUGUCUAGAGGGGGUGACCAGCAGUGGAAAUUUGUCUUCAGGGGAGGACAGCCCGACGUGGCGUGGUAAAAAGACCCCCAGUGGAGCAGGAUCGACUGGGAACUUGAGCUCUUCUGGGAGCCUAAAAGACAUUACAGAAGAAGCCAUUAAUCUGGCCAGUGGCAAGCUCAAAGAGUUUUCUUUUGACAAGCUGCGUCUGACCUCCUCUAGUCACGUUACCCUCCGCAAAGGUCGUAAGGUCCGUCCUGACUCUUUCAGCCGUCGGUCCACUGACCUGGACAUCAUCUAUGGCCACUUCAGCUCCAGUCUCACCACAAACACAACAGCUAGCAGCAUCACAAAUGGCUUGACUAUGGUUAAUGAUGAGAACCUUCCACCUGUUGUGUUUGGGAAAGGAACGGGAAUGGAAGAAGCAAAGCUCAAGGGCAGCUCAGGCACAUUGUCAGCCAGUACCAAAGUGAGCAGUGGCUCGACAAGCAGCCUCUCGAGUAUGGGAUCGCUCAACCAAAGUCUGAACACAGUGGCCUCCUUGUACCGCAGUACCCUGGGGGAGGAGAACUUAAUUGCCCGAUUGCUGGAAAAGACGCGAGCAGAAGCAGCCACUGGAGGAGCGGGAGGGGAGGACAUUCGUGCGUGUCUUGACAUCUUGCUUAAAUGUUCUGAAGACCUAAAGAAAUGCACAGACAUCAUCAAGCAGUGCAUCAAACGCAAGGCUGGCGGAGGACCAGAGGAUGGAGGAGCGAGUCCUGACAGUGUUUAUCGGGCUGUCAUGACCCGACUUAGCUCCUACCUGAAGAGGUUGCCUUUGGACCUGGAAGGGAUUGGAAGUUUGGGAGUCAGUGGACCGGGAGGUCAAGGGACACCUGGAAGUGGACACAGUGAUCUGGCUGAGCUGGUAAACACUCUUCACUCCAUCCAGCAAGGACCUUUCUCUCCAAUAUUUGGUAAUGAGCAACCUCCCCGAUAUGAAGAUGUGGUACAGUCACCUCCAAUCCCAAAGACUGUUUCACACUCUUCCUCUCCUUCAACGUCUUUGUCUUCACCCACAUGUUCAAAAUCAGAUUCCAUGUACACCAAAUCAGUCCAGAGCUCAGCUCAACCUAAAGGUCCUUCAUUUGCCAAUGGACUACAGUACCCACAUACCUCUUCUAUCACCCAGCACACUCUUUCUCCACCAUCAGUUACAUGCUCUUCUUGUAGUUCCUCGCCAACACACUCCCCAUCCUCUCUUCGCAACUCGCCAACCUCACCCUACACACACACUCCCCCAGCAUCCCCCAUGGAGGCUCUUUAUAUUGAGGAAGAAGAGGCAGACAUGGGAAAGACUCCAGAACAUAUCUCGCUGCAGACACACACACAGAGCAGAGGGGCGAGCACAACCCAGAACAAAAAUGGGACUACGUUGGGGCAACACCUGCACUUGUCUCCAUCCAACACACUUUACAAUUCUUCAAAUAAUUUGCCAGUCAGCUCUGGCUACAUUCCCUCUUGGCCUCAAACUGCCUCGCCAACAGUCUCAACACCCAAAGCUAUGUCACACAGGAAUGACGACAUUGACAAGCUUCUAAUGGACUUGGAGAACCUGUCUCAGAGCAUGAGCCACCCCAGAACCACAGAACCUCCGCUUCCAGCUAAAACCAGGAAGCGUUUGGGUGGCCAAGGGAUUAUCUCCAACGAGUCUUUAACUCACUCCCAAACGACCCAGUUUCAAGCUCAAAAACCUGCCAGCUACCAAAGUGUGAAUGGUCUUAGCUCUGGCACGACCCAGAGUGUCACUCAUCCCCAGGGAGAGAACAAUGAAGCUGGAGGGGCUGGAGAUGAAGAGGAUGGGGCACUUUUGCUAAGAAUUCUUGAGAGCAUUGAGAGUUUCGCCCAAGAGCUGGUGGACUCUGGGGCGGGGAGUACAGGAAGUGCUGAGAAGAAAUGCGGGAAGGAGCGGGAAGUGAUGAGAUUAUUGCAGGAUACACUGACCACCGCUGGUCGGGCCGAUACUCCUGAGAGCGCAAACCCACCAGCUAUCUCUACUGCUCCCUUCAUGCACACAAUCCUAGUCCCAGAUACAAAGACAAAACCCACAGAGGAAAAUACACCUGUGAUUUCACUCGCACCAACACCCAUACCAACAGUACCUGAACCUGAGUCUGAUGUCAUAGUAGAAUCUGAACUUAAACCCACACUAAGUGUCUCUCCUGAGCUUCUAUCUUUGCCUACACCAGUGCUAGAUGAAAUUACAGAAGCUCCUGCAGGUGAACCUGUUCCAGAAACAUGCGUACCUUCAAGGUUCCAUAAGUCAACACACGGAGACGGACCUACAGCUGUGGUCUUACCUGAACCUCCAGCUCCUAUUGCUACCCCAACCGCCGAAGCCAUAAGAGAUGUUGCCAUUGAUGUUGGUGAACCUGCUGCUACGGGAGACGGUGGUGCAACACUUCUGAUCCAGCAGACUCCAGAGGUGAUCAGAGUCCAGUCCAAGCCAGAGAGGAGACCGGGGACACCCCCGCCAACCCCUGCUGCAACUACAUCCGCCCCCGCGCCGCGCUCACCGAGCCCUCCUCCCGCGCCGCUGAUAGUCACCCCCCCUCCCCCCGCCAUCAACAUUCCCAGGUUCUACUACCCCCGUGGGCUCCCUGCCCCUGGCCCGGCUGCAAACCACGACGCGGUCAUCGCUGCCAUAGAGACCGCAUUCGCCGAAUUCGAAGAGGAGAAGGCCGACAUUUAUGAAAUGGGCAAGAUUGCCAAGGUGUGUGGGUGUCCACUUUACUGGAAGGCCCCCAUGUUUUACGCAGCCAGUGGUGAGAGGACGGGCUUCGUGUCGGUUCACUCAUUUGUUGCAACAUGGAGGAAGUUGCUGCACAGUUGCCAUGAUGAUGCAUCCAGAUUUAUUUCCAUGUUAUCUAAACCUGGCUGUAGCUAUUUGGAACAGGAAGACUUUAUUCCUUUACUGCAGGACAUAGUUGACACUCAUCCUGGACUCACCUUUUUGAAGGAUGCCCCUGAGUUCCACUCACGCUACAUAACAACGGUGAUUCAGAGGAUAUUCUACGUGGUGAACCGUUCGUGGACCGGCCGCAUCAACAUGAUAGAGCUGCGCCGGAGCAACUUCCUGCAAACCCUGGCCCUGCUGGAGGAAGAGGACGACAUCAACCAGAUCACUGACUACUUCUCCUACGAACAUUUCUACGUCAUCUACUGCAAGUUCUGGGAGCUGGACACCGAUCAUGACCUGUACAUCGAUUUCAAGGACCUGGCGAGAUACAACGACCACGCGUCCUCCAACAGGAUCAUUGAGCGGUUGUUUUCCGGGGCCGUUACUCGGGGUAACGCUGUGCAGAGAGAAGGCAGGAUGAGCUACGCCGAGUUCGUCUGGUUCCUCAUUUCUGAGGAAGACAAGAAAAACCACACCAGUAUAGAAUACUGGUUCCGCUGCAUGGACGUGGACGGUGACGGCAUCCUGUCCAUGUACGAGUUAGAAUAUUUCUAUGAAGAGCAGUGUGAGAGGAUGGAAAGGAUGGGGAUCGAACCUCUGCCCUUCCAGGAUUUGCUCUGCCAGAUGCUUGAUCUGGUCAAACCUGAGAGUACAGGUAAAAUAACGCUGAGUGAUCUGAAGCGCUGCCGGAUGGCUCACAUAUUCUUUGACACCUUCUUUAAUCUGGAGAAAUACCUGGACCACGAACAAAGAGAUCCAUUUGCUGUGCAAAAGGAUGAUUUUGUGGAUUCUCUGCUGACAAUCCUGCCAGAAGACAAUCUGUUUUUGUUUGUUUUGUUGUUGUUUUUUUUAACUGUUGCUGUGCCAAAGGUAAACUAUCAGCUUCUCACAACACUUCCUAGUUGGAAAACCAAGAAGCCACUGCCACCGACGAUCAGCUCGCCACUGUUUCCUGUAAAGCACAUCAUUAACCCUCGACUCCCCUCAGGAGGAGCUGGUGGAAGCGUAGCAGCACCUCCUCUCUGUGGCUGCUGGGAGCUACUGCAGGCUGCCUGUGGAGCUGCAGCCCCACUGCCUCACCUUUCCAUCAGAGGUGGAGAGCUCACUGUCCAGUUACGAAUCAGGGGGCUGCGAUGUGAUAACAAAACAAUGAUGGACACAUCUGGAUGAUCAGGUUCAGAGAAGAAAAGAUGAUCAAUGAUGUGAAAACACAGCUUUACUGCAACAAGCGGCGGCCAUCUUGAAUCAAGCUCCAAAAGCUAAUCAGUUGUAUUUAUACACCCAGUGUUUACUCUGUGCAGGGUUCAUUUAAAUCCUUUCAGUAGCGGGUGAAAGUAACCAGAUGCAAGAAGAAAAGCCUAGAAUUUAGUAACAGGCACACUUUUUUUACACAAAAUGCUCUGUAUUAUUGCCAAACACCACAGAAAAAAGCUUAAAAAUGGAAAGAAGUGCCUAUUUUACCAAUCUUAUGUGAUCGUGUUUCUUUAGAUGAAAGUUCUUUCAUCAUGACUUAGUUUGUGUACAGCAAGGAAAUGUUAAUAACUUUUUGUUCAUCUGCUUAUAAAUCAGAUUUUCUCAAACAAAGAAAAAAAAAAACCUCCUUUGAUAGUUUUGGUAUAAUACUGAAAAAAACAUGGUAUUCUGUCUCCAUCUGCAUAAUUAUGAACUUGUUAUAUUUUUUUUUCUUAAAACAUGCUUUAGUAUUUUGGUAUUUGUUUGAUAUUUCAGUGUAGAACCAACAACAAAAGUUUUAUACUUUGUACUUUAAGAUAAAAAAAAUUAAUUUGACCCUUUCAAACUUUAAAAAAAGAACUAAAGUUUCCAUUCAGGAAAAAUUCUUGAUGAUCAAAUGUGUUUGUGGUAAAUUUACUUCUUAAAAAUAUAUAUAUUUUUCAACCAUGUCUUUGACGAUUGAGGUAUAAAUUUGGAAUUUGAAACUGAGAAAGAAGCCAAACAGUAGGAUGAUUUAGUGAUCCCAUCGUCCUCUCUGCUGCACUCACAGCGACCAGCGCCUGUGUGUGUGUGUGUGCUUAGUCUGAGAGUGUGUUCUGUCACUACGUAAUAGAGGAGUGUGUGCUUUUUAAGCCUCGGUUGUGUAGCUGUCAGUGAUGAGCCGUCCGCAUGUUGGGAUUCUGCUUCAGGAUUAGAGUGUGUGUGUGUUUGAGCAUGCACGUUUGUAACUCUUAAUAAGGAAAGGAACAAGUCGUGACCUCCCGUUAACUGGUGUUUUACACACACCUACUGUAAACAGAAACAUGUCAACAUGUUUGUAUUCAGAGGGACAAAGGGAAACAAUGUCCACCUUAAACUCCAAAUGUUGCUUUCCAUCCUUUGUAAAUCUGUCUUACUUUGUAUAAAACUGUAAUAAUAAGCCAUGCUAAUAAGUUGGAUUCUUUUUUGUGUCAAGGUUUUUUUUUUAUUGCUGGGCCACUGUGUGGCCUGAGAGGGGUGGGUGACAUAGUAAAUUAUGUUAGAUGUGUUUUUUGUUGGUGUGUUAGAUUUGUGGUGGUUUAUGAAAAGAUGUGGAUAAAAUCCAACCAGACAAUCAUGGGAGGUGGAUCUCAUACUGAGAUGUUUGGUACGGAAGCAAAUCAGUGUCACAAUUUUUUUCCUCAAAUUCCAACUUUUUUUCAGUUAAGAAGCUGUAUUUUAUUUUGUCUGUAAAGUUUUGUUCACCAUUAAUCAGUGUUAUUUAUUGCUGUCAAAAUUUUAUUUUAUUUUUUUGUUUAUUUCAAAGCCCUCAUAUUGGAUUGGCCUAUUUCAACGUUUGAAAUUUCCUGUCUAGAAAUUAAUUUUCAGUGAACACAAGGAACAAACAGAAUCCAUCCUGCUCCUUAGUUUAAUCAAAUCAGUUAUUCAUCAAAAAUACAGACUUUUAAUUAUUUUUCAUUCAAAUAAAAAAAUGAACAAUUUUAUUUCAUUGAAAAAAAAACUUUUGUUUUUGCCACAAUAGGUUAAUAAAAACUGAAUUUGAAGGCAAAAAACAUCCAAAUACAGAACAUCAAUAUAUUCUCUGUAUCUUAUUUUUUGGUGUUUUAAUUUCAGUGUGUUUUUAAAAUCCGAACUCUCCUGACACAGAUCUGCUUCCGUACAUUUGAGGCUGAUUUUUCACAGCUGUAACCACAUCCACACACAUUCAGAUGUUUGGAGCAAAGACUGAACUGCUGAACGCAGAGGGUCGCCUCUGUUUCUAACCUUUUGAGCUCUAUGCAAAGUGUCCCUGGGUUCUCACGGGACACGCCACUAACUGAGAGACGCCACGCAAGACUUAACCACCAUGGCCUCACAGGGAGUGACAGAGAAAAGACUUUUAUUUUGAAUUACUUCCUGUGAGGCGAGGACGACGAGCACUGCAUUUGUUUUGUUGACAUAGUUUUUAUUCUUUUUUCUCUUGUAUUAUUUGCUGCCUUUGUCUGAAGUUUAAAUAAAGCUGCUUUGAAACAAUGAAA